Molecule: messenger RNA, 3160 nt
Organism: Hymenoscyphus albidus
Lineage: Eukaryota; Fungi; Ascomycota; Leotiomycetes; Helotiales; Helotiaceae
Source: the annotation of a GenBank genome assembly
CCUGCAAGCUGCAACGCCGCACCUCUCAAUACCACCACCUCCUGCACCUACCACCUACCACCACUAGACUCCCUACACCUCUACUUACAACUCCAACUCUCUGGAAUCGAACAACAUCACCUCCAAUCACAUCUCAUCCUCCCGUCUUUCGUAUGCAGCGUGAAGCAGCGGAUCGUUGGGCCCGUAAAAGAUACUUCGGCUAGCUCUUGCUGCCGUUAGUUUACAUCAAUUGAUUUUUUUCUUCGAUUAGGCAAGUCUGACUUUCUCCCGACCAUCUUGCAGCCAGCACAGCAUACCGAGCCUGGAGAAGCGGUGAAUCAGACUGCGAGCUGGAUCCGAGAUUGAUAUUUGUAUCUCCGAUCUUGGACAACGAAUCCAUCCUAUGCGUUGUGGCAAGGCGGAAUACAUAAACAAAGCUUGCUAACAAAUGUCACCUUUCAUCAGAUUCGCCUUUCCACCUUCUCCCGCGUCCUAGGCAGAUUCCCCAUCAACCACCACCAUGCACGUCUCUGCGAUGCUGGCUGAGGCCAAGAACUCUGGCCAGCCCAAAUACUCCUUCGAAUUCUUCCCUCCGAAAACCGCUCAAGGUGUCCAGAAUCUCUAUGAUCGCAUGGACCGUAUGCAUGGGCUCGGUCCCAGCUUCAUCGACAUUACUUGGGGGGCAGGAGGACGUCUGGCCGAACUCACCGUUGAGAUGGUCAGCGUGGCUCAAGCACAAUAUGGUUUGGAGACUUGUAUGCACUUGACAUGCACCGACAUGGGACAGGACAAAGUCGAUGAGGCGCUCAAAAGUGCUUACAAGGCAGGCUGUACCAAUAUCCUCGCCCUCCGCGGUGAUCCACCCCGAGAAAAGGAGAAGUGGGAGGCAGCCGAAGGAGGAUUUCGAUACGCAAAGGAUUUGGUCCAACACAUUCGACAAAGAUAUGGAAACCAUUUUGACAUCGGCGUUGCUGGGUACCCGGAGGGUUGCGAUGACCAGGAUGACCCUGAGCUUCUUUUGGAUCAUUUGAAGGAAAAGGUUGACGCUGGGGCUACUUUUAUCGUGACACAAAUGUUCUACGAUGUCGAUAAUUUCCUUGCCUGGGUUGGAAAAGUUCGUGCCAGAGGUGUCAGCAUCCCAAUUAUUCCCGGGAUUAUGCCAAUCAACACAUACGCCAGCUUCGUGCGCAGAUGUAAUCACAUGAACGCCGCCAUUCCACCUAAAUGGAGUCAGGUACUGGAAGCUGUUAAGAAUGACGAUUCAGCAGUUCGAAGCAUUGGAACUGGGUUGGUAGCCGAAAUGUGCCGCAAAAUUCUCGACUCAGGCCUAAUUCACCACCUCCAUUUUUACACAAUGAACCUACAGCAGGCUACUCGCAUGGUCUUGGAUGAAUUGAAACUGACGCCCUCCCACGAGCGACCUCUCACGCCAGCUCUUCCUUGGAGACAAUCUUUGGGUCUUGGACGCAGAGAGGAGGAUGUUCGACCCAUCUUUUGGAAGAACCGAAACAAGUCAUACGUUGCUCGAACUCAAGAUUGGGAUGAGUUUCCUAACGGUAGAUGGGGUGAUUCAAGAUCUCCUGCUUUCGGUGAGUUGGAUGCCUACGGUAUCGGUUUGAAGGGCACCAAUGAACAAAACCGAAAGCUCUGGGGUGACCCAGCUUCGGUGUCAGACAUUGCCAAUCUCUUUAUGAGAUACCUCGAUCAGGGCAUUGAAAGUCUACCUUGGAGUGAAGCGCCUAUCUCUAGUGAAGCAGAUGCCAUCAAGACCGAUUUGAUUGCUCUGAACAAACGCGGUCUUUUGACUAUCAAUUCUCAGCCAGCUGUCUGCGGUGUCAAAUCGUCUCAUCCAAUUUACGGUUGGGGGCCAACAAAUGGUUAUGUCUACCAAAAGGCUUACCUAGAACUUUUGGUUGCCCCUACAUUGAUCGAUGAGCUUCUGCGAAGAGUUGAAUUGGAUCCCGAUUUGACAUAUUACGCAGUCACCAAGGCCGGUAACUUGAAAACCAAUUCGCCUGGUGAAGGUCCUAAUGCAGUCACUUGGGGUGUAUUCCCAGGGAAGGAGAUUGUUCAGCCUACCAUUGUGGAAACCAUCAGUUUCUUGGCCUGGAAGGACGAGGCUUUCCGUUUGGGAAUGGAUUGGGCUCAUUGCUACUCUGCCUUGAGUCCUAGUCGACAACUGAUUGAGAAUAUGAUGGAGACAUGGUAUUUGGUCAACAUUGGUAUGCUUCGUUCUUUUCCUUAUAUGAUUUAUCUAACCUUGCUUUAGUCCACAAUGAUUUCCAUCAAACUCAUGGUCUAUUCCCCCUCUUUGAUGGUCUCGCAGUUGAAAAUCUCGAGAAGCCAUUUGAGGUACACACCAACGGGGUCGAAACCAAUGGUGUGAAAACCAAUGGCACGACCAAGGCUUAAACGCCCUCCUUCUACCAAAUAUCUUCAACGAUUUAAUGAUUCAACAUGCAGGUGGAUGACGAUACGAACCCCAAUUUUUUUCUAUUAGGUUAGGUUAAGGGGGAUUGGGGCCGGCUGGCAUUUGUUUAUCACAAUCUGCAUAUAGCGACGGUGUUUUUACGGCCGGGGCAAACUUCAACAAGUUUGGCGUUUUUUUUGUUACACAGGCUGGAUUUUUGAUCUCAACGAUCUGUUUUCGGUCUAGGGCAUGGGGAGAUAAAAAGCGCGUUCUAUUUUUAUUAUUUUAUUUUUCCUUUGAUUGAACAAUCACCCCUUUUUAUGUAAAUUUGAAAUUACUUCUUUUUCCUUGUUUGUUUUGCCAUGGUACGUACUCUCGGUCAGGGCAUUUGGGUUGUGCGUGCGGAUACAUUACUACAUUACUACUGGGUUUGGGGCCUUCAACGGCGCUAACAUUGAUGGCAUAAGAUGGUCGCUGGGCAUUUGAGGCGUAUUCUUUUAUACGUUGGGUGAUGGAUGCUGUUCAACAUUUGGGAGUGGUAUUUGGUGGUAUUUGGGGAUGAGUGAAUAGAAGAAUUACCUUUUUUUUUGUGCUUGUAGGUGAAUGUGGGUUUUGAUUUUCGUGAUGGGUGAAUGCGAUGCUUGCGGUGGUGGAUAUGAUGGUGGUUUUUUGAGACUUUUGAAGAUUUUGAAAAUUUCCAAUUUUGUUUUCGGACAGUUUUAAUAGGGCUCUCUUAUGAGUUUAAAAAGUAAAAUAUAUGUCCUUUGGAAU